Messenger RNA from Hevea brasiliensis (rubber tree), 1967 nucleotides. RefSeq lists its product as uncharacterized. NCBI's taxonomy places the organism in Eukaryota, Viridiplantae, Streptophyta, Magnoliopsida, Malpighiales, Euphorbiaceae. The transcript has 10 exons. Gene Ontology annotation, biological process: tRNA processing. Gene Ontology annotation, molecular function: sulfurtransferase activity. The coding region runs from base 21 to 1559 and encodes 512 amino acids. The record is from RefSeq and is a predicted model, not a curated record.
UGCCUUACGCUUAUCCACAAAUGGUAGCUUUAUCUCGCUUCGGUGGGAAAGCAAUGUUGAGUCUGGGAACGGUGAGGCCAGUAGUGGUCUCUCUGAAACCCCUUCUACCCUCUUUCUUCCCUCCGAAAUCCCUCCUUUUCUCAGCAAUCCCCAAAUGUGUCUCUCUCCUGUCUUCCUCUGCAUCGCGGGCCCAUUCUUUUGCCUCACAGGCUUCAAAUCUGCUCAAUAAUGCCAGUGUUGAGCCCUAUUAUCUCUCUUGCUGUAUGCCCGAUAGGCGUCUCAGAGUAGCUGUUCUUCUCAGCGGUGGCGUCGAUAGUAGCGUCGCUCUCCACCUCUUGCAUGCCGCUGGCCACCGGUGCACCGCCUUCUACCUCAAAAUCUGGUUCCAAGAAGAUUUUGAGAACUUCUGGUCAGAAUGCCCAUGGGAAGAAGAUUUGGAGUAUGCCAAAGCUGUUUGUGAUCAGGUUGAUGUACCAUUGGAAGUUGUGCAUUUGACUGAUGAAUAUUGGAAAUAUGUGGUCUCUUACAUUAUUGAGGAGUAUCGAUGUGGUCGUACUCCCAAUCCAGAUGUUCUUUGCAAUACAAGAAUUAAGUUCGGUGCAUUCAUGGAUGCCAUCAACAGUAUGGAGUUUGAUUUUGUUGCUUCUGGGCAUUAUGCCAAUGUCAUCCACCCAUCUGCAGAUCAAAUAAAUAAGCCUUCUGUCUUAGAACUCUCAAAGGACAUGGUCAAGGAUCAAACUUAUUUUCUUUCACAUCUGUCUCAGACCCAGCUAAAACGACUUAUUUUCCCACUUGGUGGUAUGCUGAAGGAUGAAGUUCGCAAACUUGCCACACAAUUUGAUUUACCUAACAAAGACAGAAAGGAUUCGCAGGGAAUAUGCUUUCUUGGGAAGAUCAAAUUUAGUGAAUUUGUUGCAAGACAUAUUGGGGAGAUGGAAGGUAUCAUAUUGGAAGCUGAGACAGGAGAUUUCCUUGGCUCACAUCGAGGGUUUUGGUUCUACACAAUUGGUCAACGGCAAGGUCUACGUCUUCCUGGAGGUCCUUGGUAUGUUGUUGAGAAGGAUGUUAAGAACAAUGUAGUGUUUGUGUCAAGAAAUUAUUUCUCAUUUGACAAAAGAAGGCGCUUAUUCCGUGUUGGCUCCUUGAGGUGGUUUAGUGGGUUGCCCCCUGAGAAGAUGCAUAAGCUCCAGUGUAAGGUGAGACAUGGCCCUGGGUUUUAUGAUUGCAGUGUGGAAAUACAACCGGGUGAAGUUGGCAGUGAAGAUGUUGCAGUUGUUCACUUGUUCGAAGAUGAUCAAGGUCUGGCAGCAGGGCAAUUUGCAGCCUUUUACCAGGGAAGAACCUGCAUAGGCUCUGGUGUGAUUUUGGAGUCUUGGGAUGAUCAAGGAUUUCCUGUAUGUGAAAAGGCUCUUGAAUUAGCAAGAAUGGAAGACAGAUCAAAGCUUGGGAAACCAGUUAAAAUAAAAGUUAAAUCAGAGAUUCACGAGGGUUCUGAUGGGAAGGAUGGUAUAGAACUAAAUAGACUAUCGGCUGAUUCCCAGGCUGCUGUUGUUAGUUGACAAAGCUGGAAAUAUCAAACAGAGAUACUUCCAGAUCCUAGUGAAUUGGGUACGAUGAGAUCAAAGAAAUGGUUCAGAUAUUAGUGUUUCAUGAAACCCCGGAGCACUAACAAAGACUUUGGAAAGAAUUGUCUGCAAGUGCGAGCUAGAUUUAGGUCUCUGUUCUUCCAAUGAAUCUCUUUUGGUGAGCUUGUUGCUUGCACAGCCUUCACGAGGUGGGGUCCCCUCAGGGUGAUCAGAAGCAUAUUACUGAUACUUCAUAAUUCAUAUUUUGUUACAAUAAUCAUUUGAAGAGUAUAAAUCUUUAUUUUGUGAUUUACCAAAAGAAGUGUACAAAUAUUAGACUUCAAGUUCAUGCUUUGUGAGAACUUACGUAUAUAAAUUCUAGAGACAGGGUUGUGCAUGUAA